GUGGGAGGUAUGGAGCCGAGCCCGGGGACCGGAGCAGAAGGUGGUCCGCCAGCGCCCCGGCUGCGCCGCCGCCGCUCCCUGCGCCGCCUGCUCAGCCGCUUCCUGCUGGCCCUGGGCAGCCGCUCCCGCCCGGAGGAUUCGCCGUCCUGGCCCCGGCGCCAGCCGGAACACUGCGAUGGCGACGGUGACGGGGACUUUGCCUGUGCCCCGGCCCCGGCUCCAGCCACUCCCGGAAGCCCAGGUGGGGAGCGCCCGCCGGGACUCCAGCCCCAGCUCCCCGUCGGCGAUGGGGCAAGGCCCCCGGGCGUACAGGGCUUGAAGAACCACGGCAACACCUGUUUCAUGAACGCCGUGGUGCAGUGUCUCAGCAACACCGACCUGCUGGCCGAGUUCCUGGCGCUUGGGCGCUACCGGGCGGCGCCCGGCCGCGCGGAGGUCACCGAGCACCUGGCGGCGCUAGUGCGCGCCCUCUGGACACGCGAAUACACCCCACAACUUUCCGCAGAGUUCAAGAAUGCGGUUUCCAAGUACGGCUCGCAGUUCCAAGGCAAUUCCCAGCACGACGCCCUGGAGUUUCUGCUGUGGCUGCUGGAUCGUGUGCACGAGGACUUGGAGGGCUCCUCCAGAGGGCCAGGGUCCGACAAGCUGCAGCCCGAAGCCAGUCAAACCUCGGAGAACCACCUGUCACCAUCGGGUCAGCUUUCUCUAGGUCAGAGCUUUGUGCAAAGCCACUUCCAAGCCCAAUAUAGGUCUUCCUUGACUUGUCCCCACUGCCUGAAACAGAGCAACACCUUUGACCCUUUCCUAUGCGUGUCACUACCGAUCCCCUUGCGCCAGACAAGAUUCCUGAGCAUCACCUUGGCCUUCCCCUCUAAGAGCCAGCAGUUCCUGCGGGUUGGCCUGGCCGUGCCGAUCCUCAGCACAGUGGCAGCCCUAAGGAAGAUGGUGGCGGAGGAAGGAAGCGUCCCUGUGGAUGAGGUGAUCUUGGUUGAGCUGUACCCCAGUGGACUCCAGCGGUCCUUCUCUGAUGAAGAGGACCUGAACUCCAUUGCAGAGGAAGACAACGUGUACGCCUUCCGAGCCCCCCCACCACCUGGCCAGGAGGUACUCUCAGCUCAUCCGCCUGGUGUGUCCAUCUCUCCUCGCUUGGCAGCCCGAGAGGGUCAGCGACUGUCCCUGCCCGCUCACAGUGAGAACAAGGUGCUAGUCCUCUUCUGCAACCUGGUGGGGUCAGGGCAGCAGGCUAGCAGAUUUGGGCCACCCUUCCUGAUUAGGGAAGACAGAACCAUUUCCUGGGCCCAGCUCCAGCAGUGCAUCCUCAGUAAUGUCCGCUACCUCAUGAAGAGUGAGGCCCCGGGACAGCAGAACCCAGGGUCGCUGUUCUCCAUCCGGGUUGUGGGGCAGUCCCUGGCCUGGAGCUACUUGUCCCCACAGGACAGCAGGCCCCUCUGUCACUGGGCAGUCGACAGGGCUUUGCACCUCAGGAAGCCAGGAGGCCCCCCACAUGUCAAACUGGCCGUCGAGUGGGACAGCUGUGUCAAGGAGCGCCUGUUCGGGAGCCUGCAGGAGGAGCGGGUCCAGGAGGCUGACAGUGUGUGGCGGCAGCAGCAGGCACACCAGCAGCACAGCUGUACCUUGGACGAAUGUUUUCAGUUCUACACCAAGGAGGAACAGCUUGCCCAGGACGAUGCGUGGAAGUGCCCCCACUGCAAAGCCCUCCAGCAGGGCAUGGUGAAGCUGAGUCUGUGGACCCUGCCCGACAUCCUCAUCAUCCACCUUAAAAGGUUCUGUCAAGUGGGCGAGAGAAGAAACAAGCUCUCCACACUGGUGAAGUUUCCCCUCUGCGAUCUCAACAUGGCUCCUCACGUAGCCCAGAGGAGUGCUGGUGCCAAGCCCACGCCUGGCCCCUGGCCCUCCUGGAAGCAGCCAGCCUGCCUGCCCACCAGCUACCCACUGGACUUCCUGUACGACCUGUAUGCUGUCUGCAACCACCACGGCAGUCUGCAAGGUGGGCAUUACACAGCCUAUUGCCGGAAUUCUCUGGAUGGCCAGUGGUACAGUUAUGACGACAGCAUGGUGGAGUCACUGCUAGAAGACGAAGUCAUUACCCGCGGGGCUUACAUCCUGUUUUACCAGAAACGGAACAGCAUCCCUUCCUGGUCAGCCAGCAGCUCUGUGAGAGGUUCCACCAGCUCCUCCGUGUCCGAUCACUGGCUCGUGAGGCUCGGGAGCUGCAACAGCAGCCUGAGGGGCAGCCCGUUGUCCUGGAACCCUGCCCCCGGCCCCUCCCAGCCCCAGGUGCCCAACACCCCCACUGUCACAGACAGCCCCUCCAGUCAGAGAAAGGGAGGCCCGGAGUCCAGGCCUUUGGUACGAGGUGUAAAAGGCCGAAGCAUCAGCAUGAAGGUGCCCACUCCUUCCCGAGACAAGCAGGGGACCUUCACCACCAUGCCCCUUCGGUGGUCUUUUGGACGCAGAGAGAAGCCACUCGUGGCAUCUGUCGAGUUGGUGGAGUACUUGGAGUCCACACGGAGACCCCGAUCUACGAGCCGGUCCAUCGUGCCACUGCUGACGGGUGCCGCUGGCGGGGGUGAGGAGGCAACUGUGCUGCGGUCAAACACCACUGUUUCUGCUAAGGGUGGAGACGGGGAGCAAGCCAACAAGAGAACACUGGCUGGAGCACCCUGCCCGUCGGGCCACCUUAGCCACCAUGCAGUCCCUGGAACCUCGGAUGGUCUAAACACAGCAAGGAAACCCAAGGAACAUGCCAGCCAGGAUGCCAGGGUUCCCAAGCAGUUUGACCUGCCUUUCACGGUCAUGCCCUCAGCAGAGAAUGAGAGAGCAGUCCAGCCGAAGGACCAGAGGACUGCGAACUGGAAGGGAACAGGCCAGGCGGGGACCAGCGGCAGAGCGCCUUCCCCCAAGGAGGCGUCAAGCACUGUGGCGAGUGCAGACACUUGUCAAAAUUCCUCAGCAAAGGUCAGGGCUGAGGUGGAGGGAAGGGACUCCGAGAUAUACAGACUCUCACAGAGGACCCUCACCCUUCUGAGGUCGGUGUUUUGGAAGGAGAACAAGAAGAGUGGCAGGGCUGAGGUAGCCCCCUGGGUGGCCCCAGUCUCCCCAGGGAGUGGCAGGCUGAGCCCAGCUGUGAGUGAGCAGACUCCAGUCUCGCCCUCUUGCCCGAGGGUGUCAGACAGCCUGGCCAAGGGCCUGGCCAGCCACCUGGAGGGCACUGUCCGGUCUGCGCCCAGCUCCCUCCACCUCCCACGCAAGGCCAGCCUGACCCCGAGGGCCAGUGUCCUAAGCACAUCUCAGAGGAGUGUUCCCGGGGAGCAGACUUCCUUGGGGACCUUGAAAAAGGUGAAAUACCACACUCUUUCCUUAGACCGAAAGAAAACAUUACCAGAGUCCAGCUUUUGACAAGGCAGUCCAGUGUUGUGUAAAGCUGGUGUUCUCUCAACUCCACACUGUGCAGCUGCAGGCAGCCUGUGAUUUUGGGGAGCCACUUGUCUUGUGACCCCUGAAAAAUAAAAAUUUUUUGGGUCUGCACUUCUAGAUUUCCAACACCUCAUAUCCAAUUAUCCUCCUGUGUUGCUGGCUGCUUUUAUCCUUACAGGACACUAGAGAGCACUGUUGGGCCAUCAUUACUAUUUCAGGGCAGGAACUGUGGCUGUGUUUAAAUAGUUCCAGGGCCUGAGAACCUGUGCUAAACAGUGAUUGGAUGUGGGCAAACCUUACACCAUAACUCUGUGGGGAAGCCUAGUUGGUAUGAAUCUUAAGUAUCAAAUCAAAUAUUGUCAUUUGCUUCUCCUAUUUCAUUUUUUUUUGUGUGUAUUUUAAAUAGUUGAAAACAGGAAAACCUUUCUGUUUUAAUGCUUCUCUGAGAUAAAACAUUAAAGAUGCAAAAACAAACCAGAAGUGGUAGAAACCAGAAGGGCAGUUACUACUGCCCUCUUCUAGGAGAGCGAGAUGAUGGAGAUUUUAGGAGACUCUUUAAUGGGUAACAAAAUACUGUAUUAAAGGUUUUCAGGGUAUUUAAAAAAGGUAACUAUUUUGAUACUAGGACAAAAGGAAGUUUUGUUUUUUUUUUAAAGUUGAAGUAUGAGAUCUAUAUACAGUUUUAAUAAAAGCCCGUCAGUGAAACACA
Molecule: messenger RNA, 4147 nt
Organism: Phyllostomus hastatus (greater spear-nosed bat)
Lineage: Eukaryota; Metazoa; Chordata; Mammalia; Chiroptera; Phyllostomidae
Gene: USP43
Product: ubiquitin specific peptidase 43
Exons: 15
Coding region: 10-3420 (1136 amino acids)
Biological process (GO): protein deubiquitination
Molecular function (GO): cysteine-type deubiquitinase activity
Source: RefSeq, a predicted model, not a curated record